AUGAAUGACAUUCACUCUGUGGCAUUGUCCGCAUUCACGGAAAGUAAAUCGUGCAAAAGUCGCUCGUCUCCGUGGCAAAUUUUUGCGAUGUUGGGGUCCGAAUCAUCUGCAGAUUUGUUAACUUCUUCCUCUCUGUCUUCUCCGUCAUCUAAUAUGCUCAGUACUCUUUCUGUAUCGUCUUAUAACGCAGACUCGAUCGAAAAUGCGCUCGAUACCCAAGUCGACCUCGUGCUUGAAAUGACAGCAACCUUUGAUGCUGAUGGGUUUCAAUUGCCAUCUAAAGUAACAAGAAAGGAAGUGAAACGGGCUCUUGAAUCGAGUGAUGGGGACGUUUCACGUGCAAUAGACGAGGUGCUGAAUCUUAUUACUAUCAAGGCGUUGAGUCAACAAGACCAGCAGACACAUCAAAAGUAUCAGCAAAGCCUACACGAUCAUGCAAAGCUGCAACUUGGCGAGCUUUGUGCUGGAUUAGGUCUAAACGAGAACAGCUCUUUUGUUGUAGCCCUCCAGCAGCUUUCAGAAAGAGAGCGUGACGACCUGUUGGAUACUAACGGACCUUUUGUUCAGCAGUUGCUACUCAGUCUAGAAGAAGAUAAUGAAGCAAACGGUGAAGUAGAAGAUGUGCAUCCACUCCAGUUUCUAUUAGAACUGUACCCAGACUAUAAGGCCGAUGUGGUAGAGGACGUGUUGGACAGUCACAACUAUGAUGUGGACAAGGCAGCGGAAGCGCUGCACAACUUGCGAGCGCUAAAUCAUGUACAGAGUUUUGCAGCAGUGACAAGCGCAAAUGCACGUUUCUUAGCACAGCAGAGGGAUUUAUCUGAACAUGGACUUAAACUGGAUUCACUAGGACAAUUUCCCGAGCUUGGAGCCAGCACAACAUACCAAAAGACUUUCGAGAGCAAACCACAAAAAUGUCAGCAAGUGCCACACCAUCGACCACCACCUGAGCCUUCAUAUCCGCCCAUGAAGCUUUCGAUGCUGCCAAUAAAUCGCCAGACGGUGGGAGACAAGACGAACGAGGGGUACAAUGUCUGGGAUUAUCAGCAUACAGUACAUAAUCGCAGGGAGUCUAGGAUUACAACGCAGCUAAAGCUAGAGCGGCUCAAGAAGCUGCUUCCAAGAGUUGACAGCAACAUCAUUCAGACCGUACGUAUUGAUUUUGUUGUAUAUCAAACGUUUGUUGGAAUAAGCUGCUCUCUUUUACGUGGACAGACAUUUUACCUCAACGGUGGUAGCUUGAAUGCUACAGAGGCAGCUUUGCGUGAGGUAUAUGAUUUGCCGCUGGUCGAAAAACAGCUACAACCUCUCAAUGCAGUAGAACACGCCAAUGUAGCAGCUGAUGCAGAAAAAGAUCUUGCUGCUGUUAAGAACCAUCGCAAGUUUCGGCAAAAUGAGUGUACUGAAGAAUGGACCCUUGUAUCUAGCAAGAACAAAGUCAUCGCUGCAAGAGAUGCUCUUAGUAAUCGCUAUUGCGAUGUGCUUGCAUCCUUCAGACGUGGCCAGAACAUUCUUGCGGUGGAUCGUAUUCGAGAGUUAAGCAAUGCCCGUCGCGAACACCGAGAUGCUCAACGCCAGUGGGCCCACGACUUCUUUUUAGCGCAUGAAGAACAGAUUAAACACCAGCAGCCAAUUGACCUGCAUGGCAUGCAUGUCAUGGAGGCUUUAUGGGUAGCACGUGAAGCGAUCGAGUAUUGUCAAGAGCAUCGCAUUCGUCGGUGUCUAUUGAUCUGUGGUGUAGGUCACCAUUCAAGAAAUGGCAAACCGCGUAUUUUGACCGCGCUCCAGCUGUCACUACAGCGACGCCACAUCGCAUUUCGCGAGCUCAGUGGCGUGAUAACAGCGUUUCCGUUGCGGUCCACGGAUCAGGCUUGA
This is a messenger RNA of Plasmopara halstedii, 1875 nucleotides long. RefSeq names its product UBA-like. The transcript is spliced from 3 exons. The record is from RefSeq and is a predicted model, not a curated record. NCBI's taxonomy places the organism in Eukaryota, Oomycota, Peronosporomycetes, Peronosporales, Peronosporaceae. Gene Ontology annotation, molecular function: protein binding. The coding region runs from base 1 to 1875 and encodes 624 amino acids.